Exophiala spinifera is the source of this 333-nucleotide messenger RNA. RefSeq lists its product as uncharacterized. Gene Ontology annotation, biological process: replication fork processing; resolution of meiotic recombination intermediates. Bases 1 to 333 code for a protein of 110 amino acids. Gene Ontology annotation, cellular component: FANCM-MHF complex; Fanconi anaemia nuclear complex. The transcript is spliced from 3 exons. NCBI's taxonomy places the organism in Eukaryota, Fungi, Ascomycota, Eurotiomycetes, Chaetothyriales, Herpotrichiellaceae. Gene Ontology annotation, molecular function: protein heterodimerization activity; chromatin binding. The record is from RefSeq and is a predicted model, not a curated record.
AUGGCGUCCACAACUGGCUUAGAUGCAGAGACUCUGCAAAAGAAACUACGCUCCGCUCUGUGGUUCCAGGUGGGCAAGAUCGUUGACGAAGAGAGCAUCAACCUCGGUGUGAAUGCCACGCCACAGUUUAUUGGGAGUUUGAUGGAGUUAGUCUGGGCGCAGAUUGGAAAUGUUGCCAUUGACCUUGAGUCGUUCGCCAAACAUGCCGGCAGAACCACCAUCAAGACCGACGAUGUCAUGCUGUUGACCAGAAGAAACGAAGGAUUAGAGACGAUACUACGAGAAGAACUGAAAAAGCUGGAACACAAGAAGGACUCCCACAAGGAAAAGUGA